CCCAUUGUAUCGUUCUAUUCGUGACACACUCCACACAGUUAUCGCCCAGCAUGGCGUGACUGCCCCUGAUGCCUGUAGUUAUCGUCGGUGGCGCAGGUCACAUCCCAUUGUGUUCACUUGUUGUGUGCUGCAAUCGGACAAACUGCCGGUGCUUUCUGCAGCUGCCGACUUUCUUCUGUCAGCACAGGCAACACGCACUGAGUGGCUUGCCCUCAACCCAUUCUUGCCAGACAGUCAGACAGGGGAAGACGACGAGCUGCUGUACGAGCAGCAUGUCUUAGAUCAGUGGGCGCUCGACGUCGAGCUCUCUGACUAGCCUCUGGGUGUCGUGCCUAUGUCUGGCUGUCAUUCUCGUAUAUCUGCAACCGUUGUCGACAGCGAUUUUCUGACCAUCAUAGAGUGGCACGUGCGUGUCGAGUGGGUGGGUGGGUGGGAUGGGGAGACAGGCCGUGUGCAUGCUUCUGUGCAUGUGCAUGCUGCUAGUUUAGUGCGUGACCUGGACAGGAUCCCCUCGGGGUUACAGACACGAGUCUCGCUCGUUGAACACAAUAACCAACCAACCACUCCAUAUCAGGUAUGUGAUCCACGGCUGACGAGAGGCAGGCAGGGAUACGCCACCCGAUGUUGUCCGAAUCACAUCCUUUUCCUCGUUCGUCUUCCAUUUCUUCGACGUGUUUCUGUCAGCAAGGGGUUGGGUGGAACACACACAAGUCCCGGAGAGCGGUGCGUCGGAUUUCACCUCAUCGUCCACCUCACUGGUAUCAAAUCUUCUUGACGUCCUCUUGCGGGCAACGACUCUUCUAACUUCCUCUUCUUGCCUGCCCUCCGUACGCAUAGCCCUGCUAUCGCGUCUGGGCAGAGCAAGUGAACAGCUGGAGACGGUGGAGGGCUGGCAGGGUGCCAAGGAGGGCGGUCACGAUGGACGAGCAGUGGCAGCACGACAGCCGGAUGAGAGCCUCGAAUGUCAUCGUCAACUAUCUCCCGAGUUCCCUUCGCGAGGACGAGCUGAGAGCUCUCUUCUCUCAGGUGUGCAGCAAAUGAGGGAGAUGGGACAAAAUAAGAAUGCAUCUAUCUGUAUCUAUUAGAUCGGCCCGAUAGAGUCGUGCAAGGUGGUCAAAAACAAGGUCUGACCAUGGGCACCACGCCGUUACGUUUCGGAAAUAACCGUACACCAGCUUCGCAACCGUACACCGCCUUUCCAUACAGGUUACGGACAGGUCCUUUGGAUUCGGGUUUGUCAGAUACUUCACAGCUGAAGAUGCCAAGGUCGGUGAGGGGCACACGCCGCAGUUUGGUCAUAUGGAGUUUUUCACAGAUCGAUUGAGCGUUACUGGCUGUUUGUGCAGAAGGCGAUUGAGGCCUUGAAUGGCUACGAAAUCGAAAACAAGAAACUGAAGGUUAGGAAUCAGUACUGAAAAAGAGGUGUAUCACACGAUGUGAUUAUUUUGCUCACUAGGUGUCGCUCGCGCGGCCUCAGAGGUGUGGUUAUUCGCAUGUCAGACGUGUUCGUGGAUGUGUUUGUUGUGUGCAUGUACUCCGGCCCAGCGACGCGAUCAAGAAUGCGAACCUGUACGUGCGCGGACUGCCGAACAACUGCAGCGAGGAGGACCUCAUGGCCGUCUUCUCCCCCCAUGGCACCAUCAUCCAAGUAAAGGAUCCAGUCGAGAGAAAUCACUCGCCAGCCCAGUGCCCAUUUCUAUGUGUGAGCACUCGCCAGACCAAGGUGCUUGCCGACAAGGACGGGCGUGCAGGCAACCAUCGGUGUGGGUUUGUGAGGUUCAACCUGAGGCGGGAGGCCGAGAGCGCCAUCGCAGGUCUGCACGGCACAACUCUGCAGGUACGACCCUGCCAGCCAGCCAGCCGGCCAUAUCUUCGCAUAAGGCAAUGACCUUAUGUGUGGACUUGUUCAUCGCAGGGAUCGACGAGUCCUUUGUUCGUCAAGUUCGCCAACCGCGUCGACCCCCUCGGUCGUCGCGAUCCGGAUGUCAUGGUGGGCAACGACAGCGGCAGUGGGCUCGGCUACAGCAGCCCUUCCUUCACCCACCUCAGCAGUGGGUACAUGGCCCCCCGCGACAGUCGCUUUCACGGCCCGCCCAUGCAGAUGCACAUGACAGGUGGGAGGGGCGGCAUGGCCAUGGGCAAUGGUGGGCGAGGGGGCGGGGGAGCUCCGGGGAUGGGCUACGGCAACCACUACCACACGGGCAGCAUCAGUAGCUACCCCGACCCCAGCGUGGGGUACGGUGGCACGCCGAUGUCUGCAUAUGGCGACGGAGGCAUGUAUGGAGCAGACCACGAGUACGGCGGCUAUGGGUAUGCGGGGGGAGUCGACUAUGGCGACCAUGACUAUGCAUAUGCCGCCGGCCACGAAGCCUGGGACGGGACGGCCGCAUGUGGAGUCUGGGGUUAUUAUAGCUAGAGAGACUCACAUGAGAGGGAGGAAGGGAGGGACAGAGAGAUCGAUACAGAUGGGUUAAGUGGCAUCGAUGGAUGGGUGCAUGAGAGUUCGCUGCUGCCGGCUGUCUUGUUCGUAUUUAUGCAUUCUUCACGGGAGGAAGUGACAUGACAGGUCUAGCUGAUGGUGCAGGGAGGACUCACUUCAUACGAUGUGUGUUAAGUAAGGUGUGUUUUAUGUCAUGCCUGUAUGCGUGUGCGGGCACUGCCUGCGUCAUGGUUGCCGCUGUUGCGUGGGGGCUGGAGAGCUCUCUCCGUUUUGCCGCUCGAGGAGGGAGCACCCAUUUGUGCGCCAUGGAUAUCCCUGGCCGGUCUUUCGUGCAUCUUUAUGUAUGUACAGUCCUGAUGCAUAUAGGCGCUGCGUGCUGCCUCUCUGGCGCAAGACGCACAAAUGCAUGACCACUCCUGCAUAGAUACUACCUUCCAACGUAUCAUCGAUGCUUGUGAGCGAUUCUAUGGUGAGACCCAGCCGUUCAUCCACCCAUGAAUGAAUGAGUGAAUGAAUGAAU
This is a messenger RNA of Vitrella brassicaformis, 2960 nucleotides long. The record is from the annotation of a GenBank genome assembly. Lineage: Eukaryota; Vitrellaceae.